This is a messenger RNA of Torulaspora delbrueckii, 672 nucleotides long. It is a transcript of the gene ASK1, whose product is annotated as Ask1p. NCBI's taxonomy places the organism in Eukaryota, Fungi, Ascomycota, Saccharomycetes, Saccharomycetales, Saccharomycetaceae. Gene Ontology annotation, biological process: attachment of spindle microtubules to kinetochore. Bases 1 to 672 code for a protein of 223 amino acids. The record is from RefSeq and is a predicted model, not a curated record. Gene Ontology annotation, cellular component: mitotic spindle pole body; DASH complex; mitotic spindle. The transcript has a single exon.
AUGAACUCACAACUAAUACACCACCAGAUGUUGGAAGAAACUGUAGAGAAAUUGGAUCAAGAGAUCACGUUGAGUUUACAGACGAUAGACUCUAAUUUGAAUUAUUGUUUUAGUAAGAUCACGAAGGAUAUUAUACCGCAUGUGACGCGUUACGGAACUGUUUGUGAAGAAGUUAUGGAUCAUGCCAGUUGGCUCGGUACUAUGUUUCAACAGACUGGUAAUGUCGAUUUGAGUUUACAGGGAGGCGAAAGGGCAACCGAUGGUCGUUCUAGUGUCACUCCAGAAACUUUGUUUCCAGGUCAACCUUCUGUUACCACUACGACUACUGCAAAUGAUGAGGACGAUGAGUUCCAUACGGCAAAUCUGACAAACACGGGCCACAUACUACGAUUGCCUUCAGAUUCGAGUGAUGAAGAGCCAGUAAAAAAUGGGCCUGAAGCAGACGGAAGUACGCUACAGAGACAGCGUCGUAAGAGGAAAGUUUCACUUCUUUUGCAGCAGGAAUACGGUUCGAGUUCCAGUGUUAUUGGUGUCCCGCAGAGCAAAGAUUCUUCAACAAGUGAGUAUCGUGGGUUGAUAGAUAGUUCGCCGAUGAAGCACAUUCCAAACGACGAUGAGAGUACAAAAGAGCCCAAACCUGGGACUGUUAUCCACUUUUCAACGGGAUCAUAA